Tarenaya hassleriana is the source of this 934-nucleotide messenger RNA. Its product is annotated as BON1-associated protein 2-like. Gene Ontology annotation, biological process: defense response. Lineage: Eukaryota; Viridiplantae; Streptophyta; Magnoliopsida; Brassicales; Cleomaceae. The record is from RefSeq and is a predicted model, not a curated record. The transcript has a single exon. The coding region runs from base 109 to 693 and encodes 194 amino acids.
CCAAGAAUCAUUCACCCUGGUGCUCGACAAUAAGACCUAUUCAUAUACAUAUAUAUAUAUAUAUAUACACGACACACACACACACACACACGAAUACACGUUUAUUACAUGUAUCCAAUGUCCCGACGUCUGGAGAUCACGGUAAUAUCGGCGGAGGAUCUCCGCGUAAACAGGAGACCGAUCUCCGCGCGGAGAAACACGUUCGCGGUCGUGAAGACCGUUCCGUUCAACGUCCGGAAAACGAAGGCCGACGAAUGCGGCGGAACUCAUCCGAAGUGGAACGACAAGUUCGAGGUGGAGAUGCCCAUGAACGGGAGAUCCCAGUUUGUGUCCGUCGAGGUAUGCUAUCGGACAGGUUCUGGGUCUGAGAAGCAAGUAGGGUUUGCGAGGAUUCCGGUUACGGAUUUCAUGGGAGGGUAUUAUCCCGAAGGCCAUUUGAACUUUCUGAGUUACAGACUGAGAGAUGAGUAUGGAGACAAGAGCGGGGUCGUCAAUGUUUCGAUCAGAGUAGAACCUGAUUCGAGAUUCGGACAGCAAAAGACGGCGGAGAAGAAGCCGACGGUUGACUUUAGCGCGUGCUCGUCACACGCGGUGGGGUUUUGGAGACCGGAGAAGACGAUCGGGACGGCCGUUUCCGGCGGACAGAUAGUCACCGGCGUUCCUAUAUGGUGUGGGUAUCAACCACGUAAUUGAUUAUUUUUGUGUCGUUUUCUAGGUUUCGAAAAUUCGAAAUCUAAAACACGAAAAACUGCUACGAGAAAUUCAAAACCAUAUAUUCUUUGGACCAUGCGUUGAUCAGUUUCUAUAGAGCAUCUUAAAGCCAUAAAAAUGGUGACGAAGACCAGAUCUUACCGUUUAUUCAUGUAAAAAAAAAAAGGAAAUAAUAUGUACACCAAACUUUCGAAAUUUCCGCUCCGAUUAUAUUGGUAUAAAA